AUGUCAGCGAUCUCUGCCAACGGUGUAUCCCAGUUACACUUUAUUGACGAUCUAAUAACGCUACGUAGGGGCGAAAAGGAGCAGCCGGACAUUUUGGCCUGUACCAGUGGCACAACUAUAGACCGCUACGAAUACUUCACGGCCAAGAGACUAGAUAAUCUGAUCAACAAUACGGCUUAUGUUCUUAAACAAUAA
Molecule: messenger RNA, 195 nt
Organism: Penicillium verrucosum
Lineage: Eukaryota; Fungi; Ascomycota; Eurotiomycetes; Eurotiales; Aspergillaceae
Exons: 1
Coding region: 1-195 (64 amino acids)
Source: RefSeq, a predicted model, not a curated record